Molecule: messenger RNA, 3335 nt
Organism: Pleuronectes platessa (European plaice)
Lineage: Eukaryota; Metazoa; Chordata; Actinopteri; Pleuronectiformes; Pleuronectidae
Gene: mboat2b
Product: membrane bound O-acyltransferase domain containing 2b
Exons: 13
Coding region: 37-1560 (507 amino acids)
Biological process (GO): lipid modification
Cellular component (GO): membrane
Molecular function (GO): acyltransferase activity
Source: RefSeq, a predicted model, not a curated record
CUCCGCCGCCGCAACGGAAGCAGCAGACCCGGGGACAUGGACUCUGAAGGCAGCCGAUCCGCGGCCUGCACCGGCUCCAGCCUCCUGCAGCCGGUCAGCCUGAUCACCGACCUGCCGCUGGACCAGGUGAACUUUGUGGUGUGUCAGCUCUGUGCUCUGCUGUCGGCCUUCUGGUUUCGUCUCUUCCUCCAUCCCAGUAAAACCAGUCCCUUCAUCAGACACAUGGUGGCGACUCUACUGGGACUCUACUUCGCUCUGUUCUGCUUUGGCUGGUACGCACUUCACUUCCUGGUGCAGAGCGGACUCACCUACGGCAUCAUGAUCCUGACUGGAGUCCAACACAUGCACAAAUACUGUCUCCUGGUGGCACUCAGCUAUCUGAGUCUGUGUCAGAUCACUCGAGUCUACGUCUUUGACUACGGCAUGUACUCAGCUGACUUCACCGGACCCAUGAUGGUGAUCACACAGAAAAUUACCAGCAUGGCAUUUGAAAUCCAUGAUGGAAUGGCUGGAAAAGAGGAUAAUCUGACCCCGGGACAGAAGAUUUUGGCGAUAAGGAGGAUGCCCAGUCUGCUGGAAUACUUCAGCUACAACUGUAACUUCCUGGGGAUCCUGGCCGGACCCACCUGCUCCUACAACGACUACAUCGCCUUCAUUGAGGGAGACCCCCGUCGCCACAGGGACCAGGGCGCUGAUGGGAAGUCCAGUGUCAAGCGGCGGCAGAGCGAGCCCUCACCAAACACUGAGGUCGUCCGUAAAGUGACCACUUCCUUCUGCUGCCUCCUGCUCUUUCUGUUGGUGUGUAAAGUUUUCCCUGUGGAACGAAACAUCGACGACGACUUCAUCGCCAACACAACGUUCCUCUCUCGGGUGGUCUACCUGUACCUGUCCAUGGUGACCACCAGACCCAAGUACUACUUUGUCUGGACUCUGGCUGAUGCCAUCAACAAUGCUGCAGGUUUCGGCUUCAACGGUUACGACAGUGACGGCUCUCCUCGCUGGGACCUGAUCUCCAACCUGAGGAUCCUGAACAUCGAGUUUGCCACCAGCUUCAAAGUCUUCCUCGACAACUGGAACAUUCAGACGGCUCACUGGCUCAAACGAGUGUGUUACGAGCGAUGUCCCUACCACCCGACAGCAGCCACCUUCAUCCUGUCGGCCAUGUGGCAUGGAGCGUAUCCAGGUUACUACCUCACCUUCCUCACCGGCAUCGUCAUCACACUGGCUGCCCGAGCGGUCAGACACAACGUUCGGCCAUACUUCCUUCAAUCACCCUCCCACAAACUGGUCUAUGAUGUCAUCACAUGGGCGGCCACUCAGAUCGCCAUCUGCUACACAGUGGUGCCUUUUGUCCUGUUGUCUGUCGGUCCAUCAAUAAAGUUUUACAGAUCGUGGUUUUUCAGUCUCCAUAUCGGCUGCGUCCUGUUGGCUGUGGCAUUGCCAGUCAAACGGAGACAUCUCCACCUUAGGGACCAGCAGAGAACCCUCCCCCAGGAGCCGCGUCAGCAUCCCCUGGAGGCUAUAGAAAGUAACUGCAGCCAGAAGGAAAGAAACACAUGAGAGAGAAGAGAAAGAGCAAUCGGGCAAAACAUAAUAUUUCCAUUCAGUUGUUUAGAAAGAGGAGGUGAGCCUCAUCAGGCUGAGCUUCCUCCCUUCUGCGAUACAGAAACAUGAUGGUCAGGUUAAAAUACUGUAUUAUUUGAACUCAUGGGGCAAAAGGAUACAAAGAACAGGCCAUGAAAUUAUUUUCUCAUAAACGACUGCCAGGAUAGCAUCUAUAUGUACUGAACUAUCAUGGCCACCUGGGUAGUGUUAAACUGACUCCAUUUUGUUUGUAGUCAGAAAGCUACUGACUGUCCAUCUGCAGGAAGGAAUGAAGAAAAGGAGGAAAAGGUAAAAGGGUAAUUGGGACAACAGUCGAACAAAUGAUUGUAGAUGUUAUAUGCAAAAACAGAAUGAAGAAGCGAGGAGUAAAUUAGUCGAGUGAAAACGAGUGAAGGGGUGAAUGAGCAGGUCAGUGAGUUACUGCAUUAACGAGUAAAUGAAUGUUUUCUCCUCCACAUUGAUCUAAUCUGACAGACUGUCAUUGUCUCAUCAUCACAGUAUUCAGACUAAUCACUUUUGGAGAACGUGCCAAUGAUUAUUAAACUCAGUCGCCUUAGGUCUUACGUUUUUUACAAGACAAAGAGAAUUUUCACUCUGUCCUGACGUGUGAGUGGUGACAGCGACGUCGUGUUUACAUUUGUAAAUGUCAUGUUGUUAUUUAUGUAACCAAUCUUUCCGACGAGGCAUCAAUUAUUAAGGCUUAAUUGGCUGUAAUUACUGGCUGUUAAUAAUUAAUAAUGAUAAUAUUGCUAAUGAAUAAAAAAGUUUUAUUAUGUAAAAUUGACACUCUUCAUUUACACUAUUUAAAGUUUGUACAAACAUUUGCAUACACAUAUUCAUAUUUUAUUCAUAAUCAUAUAUAUACAUAUAGCUCUUUUUUAACCCUUCUAAUUUGUUUAAUGAAUUAGACCAAAAACAAAAGGUCGGAUGACUAUGGGCUCAUCUGCGAAGCAGUAAAUGAAUUAUCAUCUAUCAAUAAAACUACUGAUUACUGCUCAUUAACGCUUAAUAAAUGAGGCCUUAACAGGUGGUACCAUGUUCUUUAUGAUAUGUGUUGUUGUGGAUGUUCAGAGUCCGAACAAGGAAAAACAAGUGUAACAACAUUUUUAGAAUGAGUUCAAACUGUGAAAUUCGAACGUCCAUGAUGUGAUAAGAAAUGCUGUUUUUUAAUAUUUUUUUUACCUUUCCAUAGACUCAACAAAUUUCCCAUGUGGUUGAAUGCAGUGAUUAAAUAGAUUGGUACAGGUAUUGAUUCAAUUUUAUUUAUUAUAAUUUAUAAUUAAUUAUAUUAUAUAUUUUAUUGUUUUAAUUUUAUACAGGGAUGUUUCUUGGUUCAAAUUAGCUCCUAAAAAGAAUUGGGUUUAAUGAUUCUACGCCAUGUUUACUAACAGCUUAACACUUUGAUUUAAGGACUGAGCAAUUCAACAGGUAGAAGAUAAUGAGUUGAGAUAAUGUGAAUAAUUGAUUAGUUGAUGCACGGAAGAAUAUGUUUCAAUUUCUUUUUUUAUAAGAUAAAUGAAAAAUAAUUGCCAAACAUAGUUCCAGGUUCUCAUGUGUGAGGGUUUUCUUUGAAAGGAAAUCUCUGAGUCUCAAGAUGUCUCUUGCACUGUGGGACAUUAGCAUUUUUAUUUUUGAUAUUUAAAAUGAUUAAUUGAAAGUUAAUUUGAUCAGUUAGACUGUUAGCGGGCUCAGUUUGUUUGGUGUAAGAUGUUUUUAAUGUUUAAACACAA